Tarenaya hassleriana is the source of this 1910-nucleotide messenger RNA. Its product is annotated as U-box domain-containing protein 37. NCBI's taxonomy places the organism in Eukaryota, Viridiplantae, Streptophyta, Magnoliopsida, Brassicales, Cleomaceae. The record is from RefSeq and is a predicted model, not a curated record. The coding region runs from base 361 to 1740 and encodes 459 amino acids. Gene Ontology annotation, biological process: protein ubiquitination. Gene Ontology annotation, molecular function: ubiquitin-protein transferase activity. The transcript has 8 exons.
CACUUCGCUUUCGUUUGAAAUAAUGUCGUAAUUUCUCUGAAGAAUCACUGCAUUGUCGGAUCGUGGAAGUCAAAGCCUUAUCCUUUAUUUGUUUUUAAAAUCGUGGAGGCUCUACUUCUCCACGAAGGAGCCAAAGCGUUUGCCUUGUGAACCAAUCUUAUACUUUGGAAAGAACCCUACAUGUUGGAUACAGCAAAUUUUCGAACUCUAAGCUUGUUGAUUCGCUUGUUUGAGAAAUUUCACCAGAUGGGUCUGUGAAAAGUUUCCAUCUUUCUUUUUUUGUUCCUCUCCGUUCGUUGAUUCAAGUUUCAGGUUUUUCGAUUCGAAGGAGACUUGUGGGUUAUAUGGAGAGUGUGGGAGAUGCCUGUUACAGUGGCUAUGGUGUCUCAGGUCCCGGACAUGGAGGCAAAGGGUUUGGUUCCUGACACGAUUCAUGCAAGCAAUACGGUCAUGUCGGUGGCGGACAAGCCAGUUUCAUCGGGGCUAAUGGAGGAUAAAAUCUAUGUAGCGGUGGGAAGAGACGUGGAGAGCAAAUCCACUCUCAUCUGGGCAUUACAGAACACAGGAGGCAAAGAGUUCUGCAUCUUCUACCUUCACGAGAUGCUCCAUUUUUCAACUACAGGCAUGAAGCUACGGGAUGAGCACAGAAACGAAAGGCAGAAAGCAGAGAGGUUCUUAGACAAGUACCUCAAUAUAAGCCGGCAAAUGGGGGUCCGGGCAGAGAAGCUGUACAUGGAGACAACCUCCAUAGAGAAGGGCAUAGUGGAAGUGAUCUCCCAGCAAAGAGUUAGGAAGCUCGUCAUGGGAGCAGCUUCAGACAGAAACUAUUCCAUGAGAAUGAGAGAUGUGAAAUCCAGGAAAGCCAUCUUUGUUCGCCAACACGCACCUCCUACUUGUCAUAUAUGGUUUACCUGCAAUGGAUACCUAAUCUGUACAAGGGAAGCUGUAAUGGAUAACAUCUAUCUAGAAUAUGCAUCUCCACAUCAAUCUGUUGAGCGACAUGUUUCUCGAGUUCAAAGCACCAGUUCUGGCCAAGAUUCAGUUAGCAGACAAUCUGGCAUAACCACAGGAAGUGAAAGAGCUCCCAGUUUCCCCGAGGGAGCCAAAGAUGAAGCAGGUUAUGAUCAGAUCCGAGUGGCUCUGGCAGAGGCUGAGAAAUCAAAACAAGAAGCAGUCUUGGAGGCGAACCGACGCCAGAAAGCUGAAAAAGAUGCAAUUGAUGCAACCACAAGGGCCAAACGAUUGGAAAGGGAAUAUUCCGAGGAGUUGAAAAGAAGGAAAGAAGCCGAGAUAGAAGCUGGGAAAGCAAAGGCAGAGCUUGGAAAGAUAAGAUCAUUCUUUGACAACCGAAUAGCCGAAUCUGAGAGGAGGGCAUCAAAACUGCAACACCAGUAUAACUUAGCAGUGAGGGCAUUGCAGAGGUUCAUGAAAGAACGAGAUGAGCUGCAGGCAGAACUCAAUAAAGCUGAAGGGCUGACGAGGAGAAACCGGGCAGAGCCCCCUCAGUGUUUCUUCUGCCCCAUUCUAAAGGAAAUCAUGGAGGAUCCACAAGUAGCAGCAGAUGGAUUCACGUACGAGGCAGAGGCUAUAAGACAAUGGCUCGAGAGAGGACACGACACUUCGCCCAUGACCAAUACAAGGCUUCCACACACUGGACUUGUCCCGAACCUUGCUCUUCGGUCCGCUAUCCAAGAAUGGCUUCAACUAAGACAGACCAAGGAAGUAAUCUCCCAGACAUAAUAUGCAAUAUAAAACAUACUGUAUAUACACAUAUAUAUACACAUAUUGUUGGAUAUAUUUGUAACGAGAGGGCCUAUAUGUAUGUUAUCCCCUCGUGGGUGCUGUCGCUGUAAAAAGUCGUGUGGUUGGACACGUGUCCUGCUAUGAAUGGUUCAUGUAUCUUUUCUGUA